Saccharomyces cerevisiae S288C is the source of this 987-nucleotide messenger RNA. RefSeq names its product Bsc1p (gene BSC1). NCBI's taxonomy places the organism in Eukaryota, Fungi, Ascomycota, Saccharomycetes, Saccharomycetales, Saccharomycetaceae. The transcript has a single exon. The record is from RefSeq and is marked reviewed. The coding region runs from base 1 to 987 and encodes 328 amino acids.
AUGAGCCAACAGAAUAUACUACAUUAUGAUAUGGAUGUUACUUCCGUAUCAUGGGUCAAGGAUAACACAUACCAGAUUACUAUUCAUGUCAAAGCCGUAAAAGAUAUCCCUUUGAAAUAUUUAUGGUCUUUAAAGAUUAUUGGUGUCAACGGUCCCUCAAGCACCGUACAACUUUACGGCAAAAAUGAGAAGACAUACCUAAUCAGUGAUCCAACAGAUUUUACAUCCACUUUUCAGGUUUAUGCUUACCCUUCUUCUGACGGUUGCACAGUUUGGAUGCCAAAUUUCCAAAUCCAGUUCGAAUAUCUACAAGGUGAUGCUGCUCAGUACUGGCAAACUUGGCAAUGGGGGACAACCACCUUCGAUUUAUCGACAGGUUGUAACAAUUAUGACAAUCAAGGCCACUCACAAACGGAUUUCCCUGGAUUUUAUUGGACCUACCAGUGCAAGGGAAACAAUGAUGGCACUUGUACAAAAGCCUCGUCUUCAUCCAUUACUACUUCAUCCAUUACUACUUCAUCCACUACUACUUCAUCCACUACUACUUCAUCCACUACUACUUCAUCCUCUACUACUUCAUCCUCUACUACUUCAUCCUCUACUACUUCAUCCUCUACUACUUCAUCCUCUACUACUUCAUCCUCUACUACUUCAUCCUCUACUACUUCAUCCUCUACUACUUCAUCCUCUACUACUUCAUCCUCUACUACUUCAUCCUCUACUACUUCAUCCUCUACGAAAACUUCCACUACUACGUCAUCUACUGUGAAAAGCUCUUCCACUACAUCCAUUGAUUUUACUACUUCCGUUGACUCACAUACUUCAUCAAGCGUAGCCGAUAUUUAUCGUUCAAGAACAUCUACUGAUGUCACCACAUUAGCAGCUUCAACUAGUCCUUUCAGCAGUUUCACUUCAAGUGACUCUAGUAGUUCAAGCGAUGUAACCAGUUCAACCAUUCAAACUACUUCUGUUGAUCCAACCACUUAA